UGGUUUCAUCUGCGCAGAGAUGUGGCUGUUAAACUCAUCUGGGUGGCCGUGGUUGGAGACUGGCUGAACCUCGUCCUAAAGUGGGUGCUGUUUGGUGAGAGGCCUUACUGGUGGGUGCAUGAAACUAAGUUUUAUGGCUCAAUGAAACAUCCCGAACUGCAACAGUUCUCCAUGACAUGUGAAACUGGACCAGACUUGUACAGUUGAUGCUGUGGAUGUUUCUGGGUUUGGUAGAGUUGCUGGUUUGCAUGUCUAGAGUGUAUCUGGCCGCUCAUUUCCCACACCAAGUAAUCUGUGGAGUUAUUUCAGGUAUAAUUGUAGCAGAAACCUUCUCCAGAGUGCAGUGGAUCUAUAGUGCGAGUCUGAAGAAGUACUUCAGCAUCACGCUGUUCCUGCUGUCAUUCGCUGUGGGCUUUUAUGUGCUCCUGAAGGCUCUUGGUGUGGAUCUGCUCUGGACUCUUGAGAAAGCCCAGAAAUGGUGCAUAAAUCCAGCCUGGGUUUUAAUGGACGCCACACCGUUCGCCAGCCUGCUGAGGAACAUGGGCACCCUUUUCGGCCUGGGUCUCGGCCUUCAUUUGUCUCACUACGAUCCAGGAAGUAGUAAGAAACACACUUGCAUUUGUUUCAGGAUUGGAUGUAUUGGUGUAUCACUGGUUUUGCUGCAGCUUCUGGAUAAGAUGACAUUUUCCUCCAGCAGCCAGUUAUUUUAUCUUCUGUCGUUCUGUAAAAGCGCUGUGGCUUUGCUGCUUCCCACUGCACUUGUUCCUGGAAUCAUGUACUGGAUUACACAAAAAAGCAAGCAUGAGAAGGACAUGUAGUGGAUAUAUUUGUGCAAAACUUGCCAUUCAAAACUAAUUUCAGGUCAAAUUCAAUGGUUGAAGCUAACUAAAAUACCUCAGGUACACAACGGGUGGCUACAAAAUGUCAUAAAAACUCUAAUUAAAGCUCAUCAAAUAGUCUCAUUUUUAUUUAAAAACAAAUCUUUCAGAAACUUUUAGAAAUUUUCUUACUCUAUAUUUUUGACAUGAUUUAUUUACCCAAGUUCAUCGAAGCAAAAUGCCUGGAAUUUUGCAGAUUUCCAAAAACAGACCUAAUGUAUACAAACAAUUAAAAUAAAAUUUCAGUAAACUUUCGAUAACUUGCAAUGAGUUAGUUACAGAGCUGUGGAGGAAUUUGGAACCACAGAAUUGUGGUAUUUUUAAGGUCAUGCCACAGCAUCUCAAUUGCAUUUAGGUCAGAACUUUGACUAGGCCAUUCCAAAGUCUUCAUUUUGGUUUUCUUUAGCAGUUUAAAUGUGGACUUGCUAGUGUGCUUUGAAUCAUCAACCUGCUGCUGAACCUAAGUUAGCUUCAACUUGAUUCAGCUUAUUACUGACAUGAUUUAUCUACCCAGGUUUAUCAGAACUAAGUGGAUUAAAUUAAGCAGAUUUCCAAAAUCAAACCUAAUUUAUACAUACAAAUAAGAUUAAAUUUAUGAAGAUGGCAUAGAUGACAAUAACUGGUUGAGCCACCCUUAGUAGCAACUACUGCAAUCAAUCAUUUUUGAUAACUUGCAAUGAUUCUGUUACAGAGCUGUGGAGGAAUUUUGUACCACUCAUCUUUGCAGAAUUGCUGAAAUUCAGCCACAUUGGAGGUUUUUCAAGCAAGAAUCGCCUUUUUAAGAUCAUGCAUCUUAAUUGCAUUCAGAUCAGGACUUUGACUAGGCCAUUCCAGUCUUCAUUUUGGUUUUCUUUUUUCUACCCAGGUUUAUCAGAACAAAAUGCCUGAAAUUUUGCAGAUUUCCAAAAACAAACCUAAUGUAGAGAUACAAUUAAGAUUACAUUUAUGAAAAUGGCAUUAAUUACAAUAACUGGUUGAGCCACGCUUAGCAGCAACUACUACAAUCAAGCAUUUUUGAUAAAUUGCAAUGAGCCUGCUACAGCGAUAUAUGGAGGACUUUUUUGACAACUAAUCUUUGCAGAAUUGUUGUAAUUCAGCCACAUUGGAGGCUUUUCGAGCAUGGAUCACCUUUUUAAGGUCAUGCAUCUUAAUUGCAUUCAGGUCAGGACUUUGACUAGGCCACUUCAAAGUGUUCAUUUUGGCUUCCUCUGCCAUUCUGAAGUGGACUUUCUGGUGUGCUUUGAAUCAUUGUCCUGCUGCUAAACCCAAGUUAGCUUCAGCUUGAUUCAGCUUUUUUAUGUGAUUAAUCUACCCAGGUUUAUCAGAACUAAGUGGAUUAAAUUUAGCAGAUUUCCAAAAUCAAACCUAAUGUAUACAUACAAUUAAGAUUAAAUUUAUGAAGAGGGCAUAGAUGACAAUAACUGGUUGAGCCACCCUUAGCAGCAACUACUGCAGUCAAUCAUUUUUGUUAACUUGCAAUGAUUCUGUUACAGAGCUGUGGAGGAAUUUGGGACCACUCAUCUUUGCACAAUUGCUGAAAUUCAGCCACAUUGGAGGUUAUUGGAGCAUGAAUCGCCUUUUUAAGGUCAUGGAUCUUAAUUGCAUUCAGAUCAGGACUUUGACUAGGCCAUUUCAAAGUGUUCAUUUUGGCUUCCUCAGCCAUUCAGAAGUGGACUUUCUUGUGUGCUUUGGAUCAUUGUUUUGCUGCAGAACGCAAGCUUGCUGAAGCAUGAUUCAGCUUUUUUUAUGUGAUUUAUCUACCCAGGACUAAGUGGAUUAAGUUUAGCAGAUUUCCAAAAAUAGACCUAAUGUAUACAUACAAAUAAGAAUAAAUUCAUGAAAAUGG
Molecule: messenger RNA, 2724 nt
Organism: Danio rerio (zebrafish)
Lineage: Eukaryota; Metazoa; Chordata; Actinopteri; Cypriniformes; Danionidae
Source: RefSeq, a predicted model, not a curated record